AUGAUUGGCCGUCGCAGAGGGGCGAGGGAGAUCCUCGUGCUCAAAGCCAAUGAACUUCUUCACGCAAAAUCCAUGGUCGUCAACGGAUUUCGAUAUCUCGGAAUAUUGACUGUCCUAUGGGGCGAACUGGGAGGGUACCUCUGGGUGCUAUGGACAUGUCGGUGGCCUGAAACCGGGCUGUCGCGCCAGGCGGAGAGGCCUACGCACGUACUCCUGAUUUCCGACCCUCAGGUGCGAUACCCAUUGAGCGCCCUCGUCGGUGACAAUUCCUUCCUGGGGCCAUUCCGGCAGUUUCUGUAUGACACGAAUAUCCGAAAGAAUUGGUAUAUUGCGAAGCACUUCCACCCAGAUGCAGUCGUCGUUCUUGGUGAUAUGCUGGCCAGCGGAAAGUACGCCAGGACGCAAGCCGAAUACAAUGCCUAUGCUCAGAAAUUCGACAAUAUAUUUCGCACUGGACAUUCCAUACCCACAUACUUUAUCCCGGGGAACAAUGAUAUAGGAAUGGGGACCGCUGUGCCUGUCUCGAAACACAUCCGACAAUACUACAAGGAGCGGUUUGGUGAACUCAACCAACGCAUAGUGAUUAGGGGGCAUGCGUUUAUUCUUUUGGAUGCCCCUGGCCUCGUGGACGAAGACUACCAACGGAAUGCCCAAUUUACUGAAUACGAUCAGUGGCAUCCGCUCCCGGAGGGGCCAGUGGAGUUUGUUCACAAUUUCAAAAGCACCCAGAAUGCUAGCCAACCGACCAUCUUAUUCAGUCACAUCCCUCUUGCGCGUCCGGACGCGGCUUCAUGUGGUCCGCUGAGAGAACGGGGCACAAUACGACGAAAUGUUGGGCACGGAUACCAGAAUACCCUCGGGAAACAAACGACAACGUUCCUCUUGCAAGUCUUGCAACCAUCUAUCGUCUUCAGUGGCGACAACCGGGAUUACUGCGACUAUAUACACAGACUUGGUGGAGCCUCCGACGAAGCCCCCCCAGUACGUGAGGUUACCGUAAAGUCGUUCUCGCCCACGCGCCACAUCCGACAUCCUGGAUUCCAGCUUCUUUCCUUUGUCUCGCCGGCCACGCAGCCCAGCUUUGCCGAUCGGCCAUGCUCCCUACCUGGGCAAAAUGAUAUCUAUGCUGGCCCGUACCUAUUCGUGGCAGUGAUAUCCUUCUUCGGCGUGCUGUUCGCAAAUUUCCUGUGGGCGAAGCGCCUCCCGAAGCACAAUUUAUCGCGUAUUCCCUUGACGCAUCGAGUCAGUGACUAUCGCACUGACUCCGACGGAGACUCAACUCCAGACCAACCACCAGAUUCAGCGAUCUGGUCGCCUUAUACCCCCAACAUGCCGUUCAGCCCGAUGAGCAAGUUCCCACCGAUGCGAACACCUAAUUCCGACUCUAUUACGACAAUGCGUGCCACAUCGCAGCCUUCGAGUCCAUAUGCCUCGCCCAUGCUUUCGCCUAUGAUGUCACCUGCGUUUGAUGAAGACACGGAAGACGGCGUGUAUAUUAGCCAAUACCCUCUGGAUAGAGGAUUUGCCGAGGGUGACGAGGAGCACCACGGCUUCAAAUCGCCCCUUCUGCCGUCCUCUUCCCCCGAAACCGCUGGUAAUGGGUGGAAACUCUCAGAUCGAAAGUCCUCUUCGUUCUCGUGGUCAUGGUCGUUUGUCUUCAGAGGAAGGCGGAGACGGUUGACGAUGAGUGUUCCUGCUGUAAAAUCACUGAUAGAGUACAUUUGCGUGGGAGAUGGAGCGAGCCCCUGGAGGAGGCGCUCCGCUGCUUGGGGCGUUGUUGUCGACUACUACCAGAUCGUAUGGCCGUCUUUUGUGGUUUGGUGUAUUAUUACUUGGUGGACGACAUUCUGA
Pleurotus ostreatus (oyster mushroom) is the source of this 1851-nucleotide messenger RNA. RefSeq lists its product as uncharacterized. The transcript is spliced from 6 exons. Lineage: Eukaryota; Fungi; Basidiomycota; Agaricomycetes; Agaricales; Pleurotaceae. The record is from RefSeq and is a predicted model, not a curated record. Gene Ontology annotation, molecular function: hydrolase activity. The coding region runs from base 1 to 1851 and encodes 616 amino acids. Gene Ontology annotation, cellular component: endoplasmic reticulum. Gene Ontology annotation, biological process: GPI anchor biosynthetic process.